AUGUAUGGCAAGGCAGGGAUUGGACCUCAGACGUCUGACUCACCCUCUCGAAAACGUGUACGACAAUGCAUCCAUAGUGUCACACUAAACUUCCAACUUUCCUCGGCAUGUGCGCUGGGGAGCUCUGGUGUAGAAAGUUCACAGAUGGACACUGAUUGCAUGCAAUUUCAUCAAAACAUUCAAUCUCUCCAUAAAGGGACACAGACCAUUGUCGAGGAUGGACGAUCAACAAGCAAAUUAGAAUCUGAGCUGCAUCAAGUUAAGGAACAACUAAGAAAUGCCGAAAAUAGUGCUGUGUACCUUUCAGAUAGGGUGGCAAUGUACAGGUAUAGAUGGCUUGAAGAAUACUACCACGCCGAGAAUCUGGUUCGCUAUAUGCCUCCUGGCACCUAUGUGCCUGACCUUCCUCAGAUUGCAGAUGGUGUCCCUUCUCCCAGUACCUCUUUCAAUUUUUUAAAGUGGGAUGAAGCAGAUGAAGGCUCAGAACAGGUAGCGAGGGAGGACAUUUCCUCUGAAGGAGUCGAAAAGGACUAG
This is a messenger RNA of Suillus fuscotomentosus, 534 nucleotides long. RefSeq lists its product as uncharacterized. The transcript has 4 exons. Lineage: Eukaryota; Fungi; Basidiomycota; Agaricomycetes; Boletales; Suillaceae. The record is from RefSeq and is a predicted model, not a curated record. The coding region runs from base 1 to 534 and encodes 177 amino acids.